Messenger RNA from Condylostylus longicornis, 2041 nucleotides. RefSeq lists its product as uncharacterized. Gene Ontology annotation, molecular function: lysozyme activity. The coding region runs from base 29 to 2041 and encodes 670 amino acids. NCBI's taxonomy places the organism in Eukaryota, Metazoa, Arthropoda, Insecta, Diptera, Dolichopodidae. The transcript has 18 exons. The record is from RefSeq and is a predicted model, not a curated record.
CGCAUAAAUUCCUCAAGUAUUAAAAAAAAUGAAAAUAAAAUUUAAUAAAAUUGCAUUUUUGCUUACUAUUUUAUUAAUCAAAAGUAAAAAUAUUUCUGCUCAAGGUAGUUCUAAUAAUGUAAAUCCUAACACAAACCCUAACAAUAAUUUGGCAAAUUCAAAUCUAAAUCAACCACCAUUAUCACCAAAUCAACCGAGUGAUUUAUGCAUUGAAUGUAUAUGCAAUGUGAUGAGUGGCUGCAGAAGUUCCACUGGUUGUUUUGCAAAUAGAUGUGGACCUUUUAAUAUUUCUGAUACAUUUUGGAGUACAGGAGGUGCUCCCAAAUUAUCAGAUAAUGAUAGUGAUGCUGUAGCAUUUGAAAGAUGUGCUAAUAAUAAAGGAUGCGCAAGUCAGGCUGUUAAACAGGCUUUAUCACUUUAUUCAACGGAUUGUAAUGGCGACAAUCAAAUCACUUGUUCGGAUUAUCUUGCAAUUCAUAUGCUUAAUGCAAAAAAUUGUAGAAAUUUCUUUAGUAACAAAGGUUUUACUAGAUAUUUGGAAACCUUAAAUAAUUGUGAACAAUCACGUCAAACAAAUGAUAAUCAAAUUAAUGAAGAGUUGAACAUUAAUCGAACAACUAUAUCUGAAGUUAGUCGGCCAUUAGUGACAAAUAUUCCUCAAUCUUGUAUCAAUUGUUUGUAUAAUGCUACAAUUGAAGGGAACAAUAUUAAUUCAGUGAAUUGUGCUAGAAAAAUAUGUGAAUCAAAUAAUACAAGACAAAUUAAUACAGAAUUGGGCACUUGUAUAAGCAAUAGAAGAUGUACCCCAAUUACUAUCGAAGGAUAUUUGAUUGCUAAGGGAAGAGACUGUAAUAAUGAUCAACGCAUUGAUUGUUCCGAUUUUAUUGCAAUUUAUGCAGCUGGAUUUGAAAAUUGUUCAGAUUAUUUCACUCAUCCCAGACAUUUUAUACAAGGACAAAAUUUUGAUACUUGUAUAUCGAGCAGCCGUACUUCUGGAAUAAAUGAUACUAGUGUAAAACUUACAAAUGUCAAUAGCCUGGGAAACUCUCCAACAAAUAUUAAUGAGUUGCAAAAUCCAACAUCAACAAUAUUUAAUAAUGUGUCAUUGCAAUGCUUAAAAUGCAUAUAUGAUAAUGGAAAAAGGCAAUCGAAUGAAACAAUGUUUGAAGGUUGCAAAUCGAAAUUUUGUGGUCCAUUAAAUAUUUCGGAACAAAAUUGGAUUUCUGCAGGUGAACCAUCUGGUGAUACAAGCCCAUAUCCCGCAUUUACAAGCUGUGCUUAUACCCGAGAUUGUGCUAUAAAAGUUAUUGAAAAAGAUAUUAUAAAUCUUAAUCGGGAUUGCAACAAUGACAGAAAAGUUGACUGUCUUGAUUAUUUAGCAAUUAUUUCAUCAAAUUUGGAUACUUGUGAAGAUUUUUUCAAAGAUGAAACAAAUAAAAAAUCUAUAGAUUUUGUAAAUGAAUGCAUUAAUCCUAAAAAGGAGUCCUUUGCUACUAGAUGUACAUUUGCAUCGAAGAAAUUUUUAUUAGUCUUUGCAUUCGGUUGGAUUUUUGAAAGUUUCAAUAAAAUGAAAAUAUUGUACUUAUUUUUAGAAAUACUAUUCAUACUAAGUUUGAUUUUAAUUAGAGGUUUUGAAAGUAUAAGUGAUAAACAACUAAAAUAUCCACCUGUAACACAACAAUGUAUUGGUUGUAUGUGUGAAGCGAUAAAUGGUUGUAACGAGAAUACAUUAAAAUGUGAAUUAGAUGUUUGUGGACCAUUUCGUAUGACAAAAUGGUAUUGGGCUGAUGCUGAAAAUAAAAUGGCACCAAUGGAUGAUCUUACAGAAUUCGAAAAAUGUGCAAAUGAUGUGUUCUGUUCUUUCAAUAUAGUUCAAAAAUAUAUGGAAAAAUAUCGAACAGACUGUAAUGAAGAUGGAGAAAUCAAUUGUCUUGAUUAUAUUGCUAUACAUAAGAUGGGUAAAUUAGCAUGUCAUAGUUUUUUCGUUAAUGAAGCCGAUAAUCCAUUAAAAACGAAAUUAGAAAAUUCAAGGCAAUUAUAA